Molecule: messenger RNA, 2100 nt
Organism: Xyrauchen texanus (razorback sucker)
Lineage: Eukaryota; Metazoa; Chordata; Actinopteri; Cypriniformes; Catostomidae
Product: butyrophilin subfamily 1 member A1
Exons: 8
Coding region: 124-966 (280 amino acids)
Biological process (GO): positive regulation of T cell proliferation; T cell costimulation; immune response
Cellular component (GO): external side of plasma membrane
Source: RefSeq, a predicted model, not a curated record
AGAAACUGAGCAUACACAUGAUUUCAUUUCGACUGCACUGAGCCAGAGGGGAAACAUCUGAAGCUUUGUGUAAGUGUGAUUUUCCUGUUUGAGAGCCAGGACUCAUGAAGCACUGAUGAAGACAUGAAGGGUCCAGUCUUCUCUCUGUUGCCACUUGUCAUGACCUCAGUGCUGCUAACCGCAUCACCUGGUGACGGCAGCACAGUGUCUCCAGUGAGGAACUUCUCAGCCGUUUUGGGUCAAAGCGUGACAUUACGAUGCCCAGGAAAACCCGGCGUCCAUAUUACACGUUUGUACAUACAGACAAAACAUACACAUGCUUUCAUCAAUGGGUUUGAUGUCCAGUUUGAGCUUGAUGUGCCGCAUGAGUACCUGAACAGAACCAAAGUUAACAAAACGGACCUCAGCAUGAGGAUGAGCAACAUCACUGUUUCAGAUGAAGGAUCAUACACGUGCAUCAUAUUUUUCUCAGGAGACAAAGAGUCGUUUGACAUCAACCUCAAAGUCACAGCUGAGUACAGCGUUCCCACUGUGAAGGCAGAAUGUGAUGAACGUAUCCACCGCAAUGGCUCUGCGACUGGUGGGAAGAUCUGUCAAUUAAGCUGCUCGUCGACUGGGGGUUACCCUCAGAGUAGGGUGGAAUGGCCGGAGCUUCAUCAAAGUCUGAUACAAAUCAUCAACAACGGGAGUUCUAAAGAUCCACAUUACAAAACAUGGACCAUCAACCAAACCAUCACGUACUCCUGCGACCAACCCACCAAUGUUAGCUGUUCCAUAGGAGGCAUUGUUUCCCAUCCAAUUACCAUAUGUCAAGCGGAUUCAUUUCCUCUUAGGGUGAUUGCUGCGACUGUUGUCGUGGUGAUUUUUGUCCUGAGUUUAAUUCUUGGUUUGGUGUUAAUGAAGUGCUAUCAGAGGAGACCACGUCCCAGACCAGAGGAUCCUGCGCUUGAAGUCCCAUUAGCGUAGCGACUGCCAUUCGCAGCCUCAGAACAGCUGAGAUGUGACAACUCAAUGUUGAGAAACAAAUGAACUGAUUUUCCGUCAUUCUGCCAAUGCGGAGGUGCCUACAACGCCACCCAGAGCUCGGGUGGAAGAGGGGCAUGCUGUACCCGCAGCGAGGAGGCAGUUUGUGUGACUUUAAAAAAACUGGCCAUUGCACCAGCCCUUUACCAGCGGACACCUGCGGAGAACACUGAAGGACACGCUGGUGCAAAUGUCCCCACCUUUUCAUAAUUAUUUAUUUGGCAGAGCAGGUAUUUUCCAAAGCAUGCAGAAGUGACAGACUGUCUGGGUACAAUAUGUUGGAUGUGAUCAAAUCAGAUUUUUUUAACGGUGCUUUCAAAGAAAAAAUUGAUUGAACUUCUCCAGAUCAGUUCUCUCGAUGUAUGCGCCACAUUAUACAGCACAUAUAGGCUGUAUGUGCCAAAUUGUGCCACUUUGUUCCAAAGAAAGGGAAUGUUUAAAUUGAAAACCUUUCCAAAUGCAGGGUCGGUUGAUACGGUUAUUCAAGUAACCAACAUGGGUUUUAAAAGUGUUGUUUUUGUUGACUUUAGAGUAUCAUGUUGGAGCGGUAAAAGUGACACUGUUCAUUUUGAAGGGACUCUUCAUUUGCUUCUAGAAGCCAAUUCAUUGUGUAGUUAUUAAUGCUUUAUUUUUCAAAGCUUGUUCUCAGCUAAAGCACAAAAACUGUAUUCCUGUGAAUAGAAACUCCCAACAGAAAUUGCUCGACAAAUGCUGCCAGAUUUAUUACACUCUUUUGCUGGUACAUUGUCCUCAUGUCUCACCGCUGUAUACUAAAUAUGCAUGUGGUGCAUCGGUCUGUUUAUGUGUACAGUAGUGACUCUUUUACUUUUCUUAAACCGUCUCAAAGUACUGACAUUUAUACAAACAGCUACUUUAGCAUUCUAGAUUAUUUUGUGUUAUAAUUGUUCUCAGGGUGAGCGUUUUGGGAUGUUUCAUUUCUUAUUCAAAUGAAAUCUGUUUCCUAAUGGAAAUGUCUAAUGCACUUUGCUUUCUUACUGCUCGAAAAUGUCCCUUUUGUUUACUCUGUAAUUUAUGAAUAACUUAUUUCUGUGUUUUCACAAAAAGAAGCUGAAAUAA